Messenger RNA from Lutzomyia longipalpis, 596 nucleotides. RefSeq names its product RING-box protein 1A (gene Roc1a). The transcript has 4 exons. The record is from RefSeq and is a predicted model, not a curated record. Gene Ontology annotation, biological process: ubiquitin-dependent protein catabolic process; protein ubiquitination. The coding region runs from base 125 to 454 and encodes 109 amino acids. Gene Ontology annotation, cellular component: nucleus; cullin-RING ubiquitin ligase complex. NCBI's taxonomy places the organism in Eukaryota, Metazoa, Arthropoda, Insecta, Diptera, Psychodidae. Gene Ontology annotation, molecular function: zinc ion binding; ubiquitin protein ligase activity; cullin family protein binding.
CACCGAGCACUCGCGAAAUUAGAUAGAGUGAAGAGGAAAAAAACAGAAAGCCACUAAAAAAUUAUUUUCCGGCAAUUUUCUUUGGUUUUUCGCAUCGAAGCAGGGAAAUUUGUAGUGAAACACAAUGGAAGUGGAUGAGGAUGAAUUCGAGCAGCCCACAUCGAGUAGCAACAAGGGCGAGAAGAAGAGAUUCGAAGUGAAAAAGUGGAACGCCGUGGCACUGUGGGCAUGGGAUAUUGUCGUGGACAAUUGCGCUAUUUGCCGGAACCACAUUAUGGAUCUCUGCAUCGAGUGCCAGGCUAAUCAGGCUUCUGCUACGAGUGAGGAGUGUACCGUGGCCUGGGGGGUGUGUAAUCACGCCUUCCACUUCCACUGCAUCUCGCGCUGGCUUAAGACACGCCAGGUGUGUCCACUCGACAACCGAGAGUGGGAAUUCCAAAAAUACGGCCACUAAAGCAUCCGCAGCACCCCCUUAAAAAUUACCCCAAAAACGAAUGAUUUUUUGUCUCAAUAAAACUUCCUUUGUCGUGGAUUUCUCUUCUUUUUCGGGGGGACAACGAACAGAAAUAAAACAAAGAUUUUCUUUUCUCAUUUAA